CAGCCCCCGCCCGACUGCCCGCAGCCCGAGCCGGCGUUCGGCGAGGCGCAGAAGUGGAUCGAGCAAGUGACUGGCAGAAGUUUUGGUGAGAAGGACUUUCGUUCUGGAUUAGAAAACGGCAUUCUUCUGUGUGAGUUGCUGAAUGCUAUAAAGCCAGGAUUGGUCAAAAAGAUCAAUAGACUACCAACCCCCAUUGCAGGUUUGGAUAAUAUCAUCUUAUUCUUAAGAGGCUGCAAAGAGCUGGGACUUAAGGAAUCUCAGCUGUUUGAUCCUGGUGACCUGCAGGACACCUCAAACAGAGUAGCUGUCAAGAACAUUGACUGUAGUAGGAAGCUGAAAAAUGUAUUAGUCACCAUUUAUUGGCUAGGAAAAGCAGCAAACAGCUGCACAUCAUAUAGUGGAUCAACCCUGAACCUGAAGGAGUUUGAAGGUUUACUGGCACAAAUGAGAAAGGAAACAGAGGAUAUUGAGAGCCCAAAGCGCAGCAUUCGCGACAGCGGCUACAUAGACUGCUGGGACUCGGAGCGCAGUGAUUCCCUCUCCCCCCCGCGCCACGGAAGAGAUGAUUCCUUUGACAGUCUGGACUCCUUUGGCUCCCGCUCACAGCAGACACCAUCCCCAGAUGUAGUGCUCAGGGGAAGCAGUGAUGGGAGAGGAAGUGACUCAGAAACUGACCUGCCACACAGAAAGAUGCCAGAUGUGAAAAAAGAUGAUAUGUUGGCGAGGCGGACCUCACACGGUGAACCUAAAUCAGCUGUGCCUUUUAACCAGUACCUCCCAAACAAGAGCAAUCAGACUUUCUAUGUACCUGCUCCACUUCGGAAAAAGAAAGCUGAACGAGAAGAGUAUCGAAAGAGCUGGAGCACUGCAACUUCACCACUUGGAGACAGACCUUUCAGCAAACCUGAAACCAUAGAAGAAGAACAAAGUGAAACAUCAGGACUGUGUGAAAAGGAGAAAAUGGGCUCCAUGGCUCCUGAGGAAAGCCCUGUUAAAAUACAAGCAGAUUUGAAUCAAAAUGAAGCAAAUUCCAUAGACCAGUCUCCUUCAUGUAGUGUAAAAGAAACAACAUCACUCAAGGGAAAAGAUGAAGCAGAGAUCAGAAAAUUAAGAAGACUUGAACAAGCUGGCAUUAAGGUCAUGUCAGCUGCCCAGCGCUAUGGCAGUAAAAAGCAAACAAGUGAAGACAACGGAAGCACCCCAGACAUCAUCCUUCGCAGGGAAAACCCCUUCAUGACACGUUAUCAAGGGAAGGAUUCUGGUUCAGAAGAUGAAGCAGCAAGCAAAGUUCCUGAUUUAGAAAAGGAUGACUUUGCCACUCGGAGAGCCAGGAUGAAUCAACCCAAACAUGUAGUUCCAUUUAACUCCUUUAUAAUUGGACCCUACACACAGAAAGAUAAAAGUAAACUGGAAGACAAUAAAAAGCCGUUGAAGGUGGAAAAGCAGGAACGUGCAAGAGGAAGCCAGGUGCACAUGGCAUCAGCAAGACAAACAGUGACAUGCAAAGAGAACCCACCUCUGCAGACUGAGAAGAAUAAGUCAGAGGAGGAAGAACAGGUGAAAGUAGUUGAUGCUGAGAGAGAUGAUUUGGCUAAACGGAAAUCUCAGUGUGUCUUUCCUCAGCUACAAGAAGAUACGAUUUUUGUGAAUGCCUCUAUAACAAAAGCAGAUCUGGAGACAUGGAAAAGAUUGAAACUGUCAGGAGAGCCCAGUGAAGAAGAUUGCAAAUGUCCCAGUGACACUCCACCAGCAGCUGAAGUCACAGUGGAAGCAGCAGUCCAGGAUGAUUUUGCUGUCCGCAAAGCCAGAGCAAACAGAAAGGCUGGUAGCCUCAAGCAGAAAUUUGUGCAUUUUGGGCCAGUAACUGAAAUUGAUCAGCAGAAGUGGGACAAGCUCAGCAUCGGCAGAGCUUCACGCAGGUGUGAAGCAGAAGAAGAAAGCGGGAAAGACAGAGUGAAGGUUCACUCGGAUGUUGAAAGCUCUCUUCCAACCACUUCUGGCAGUCUCCAGUUUGCUGAGCACAGUGAUGCAGUAUCUAAGCCACAGAAUGAGCCCAGUGAAGUAGCGCAGCCAGGUACAGAUGAACAUUACAGGAGCAUGCCAUCACCUGUUGCUACUACUGAUGUCAUCUCUGAGAAACAAGCCCUGUGCAGCUCAAACAAACAGCAAGAAAGCACCAAAGAAGACAGCAGUGCACAUUUACCAGACAUUGAGAGAGACGAUAUGUUGGUUAGAAGGAUGGGGACCUUUCAGAGACGCACAACUAGCACUGUUCCAAUACAUUGUCCUCCUCUGUCAGUAGCUCAGGAGAAGGAUUUGAAGACUCCAUGGGAAGCAGAGAGUACUGUAACGCAAGAAGAGAGCCAAGAACAGCUUGAAAUCCCUCCUCAGCAGAGUGAUGGAACAGAAAACAAAGUGAAGUUUCCAGAUCCGCAAAGAGAUGACAUGUUGGCCAGAAGAACUGGAGCUUUUCUAAAACAGCCGGGGCCAAGUGUUAAGCAGUUCCUUCCCAUGCCAUUUUCAAAGCAGCAGAAUAAACAGGGCACAGCUAGAGAACUUGAAAAGAAAACUGUGAGGCCUGAACAAUGUCCACAAGUCUGCAUUACUAGCUCUGGAAAACCUGUAAUUCUACCUCAGCAAGAGCAGCAGCAAGGGCAGGAAAGAUGCAGUCUCCCUUCUGCAGGACAAGAAGAUACUGUGUGCACUGCCCAAGUGGGUGAUCAUAUCCUUAAUGAAGUCCACCUUGAUCAAACAUCUAAGCUUCAGGUGGUUCCUGAGGAAAACAGAACUGAAACAUUGUCAUCCAAGGAUGAGCAUCUGCAAACAUUCGGCCCCAGAACUGCUGUGUCUGAUGACGCAGAGAGCGUGAGCAUGUUUGACAUGAGAAGUGAGGAAGAAGCCAUGGCUCAGCCUCACAGCAAAGCUCGCCAUGAAAAGCUGCAGAAUAUACACAACCAGCUGAAGGAGGAUGAGACCAGGUGGCAAGAUGACUUGGCUAGGUGGAAGAGUCGUCGAAGGAGUGCUUCCCAGGAUUUAAUUAAAAAAGAAGCUGAGAGAAAGAAAAUGGAAAGAUUAUUGUCUGGAGAGGGAACAAAUGAGCGCAGAAAAAGCAUCAAAACCUACCGAGAAAUUGUGGAAGAGAAAGAGAGAAGAGAACGGGAGCUUCAUGAGGCGUACAAGAACGCAAAGACCCAGGAGGAGGCUGAGAGCAUUCUCCAGCAGUACAUCGAGAGAUUCACCAUUAGUGAAGCUGUCCUUGAGCGUUUGCAGAUGCCAAAAAUCCUGGAAAGAAGCCAUUCAGUGGAGCCAGAUUCCCCACUGAAAGACCCAAAUCCUCUGAGAUACUUAAGGCAACAAUCGCUGCCUGCUCCAAAAUUCACUGCCACCAUUGAAGCAACCAUUGUUCCCACCACUGAUCUAGAGCCCAGUGCUUCGACAGGCCGCACGUCUCCCAGCAAAAGUGUUGUCUCCAAGGCUGUGCCUAUGCUGACACCCAAGCCUUACUCUCAACCCAAAAAUACACAGGAAGUUUUAAAGAACUUUAAGGUAGAUGGAAAAGUCAGCAUGAAUGGAGAGAAUUUCAACGGCGUUGAAGAGAAGGAUAAAGAGUGUACAACAGUAAUAUUUACUCAAUCGCCAAGCAGAUCUCUGAAAUUUGACGGAGUAGCCAGCGGGGACAGGCCCCCCAUGGAGUUGAAGAAGGACCCCACAAGUGUUGAGCUCAGUUUACAGAGGCCUGCCACUCAGAGUGUGCACAGAGAGCCAACAACCUUGCUGGGGGAAGCGGAUCCGGCCACCAGCCAGCAGGCAGAAGGCAGCCCUGGAGCAGUGGGACACAGGAGCCCAGCAGAGCUGUCCCCAGGUUCAGAACAAAAGCAAUUCAAGUCAACUGUAGUUUGUGCCAGCCCUGUUGUGAAGAGCUUAGAAUUUUCUCCUAGUCCUGUCCCUCCUGAGGAAACUGCUCCAUGUGAGAAAGAUGUGAAGAAACCCGAAGUGGAGAAGCAGAAGAAGGCAGCGCUCCCUGCUGUGCAGGAGGUAAUGAAACCGAAUGCCCUAGAACAAGAAGGGAGUGUAGUAUUGCCAUUUUUGAAGAAAUUGCCAGAGACCAGCCAGGUCACUCUGCAUAAUUCUGAUCUGCAAGAGCCGCCCCGCGGGGUCACAGUUCCGCUCAGGGUGCGGAAUGACUGGCGGCGCUCCCGGUUUUUCUCACAGCCAGCUGAUCCUGGCAGUAGUGACAAAUCAAAUCGUUUCAAUUUCUGGUCCUGGGACCCAGAAGAAGAGCGGAAGCGGCAGGAGAGGUGGCAGCACGAGCAAGAACGCCUACUUCAGGAGAAGUAUCAGAAGGAGCAAGACAAACUGAAGGAGGAAUGGGAAAAGGCACAGAGAGAAGUUGAAGAGGAGGAGCGUAGAUACUACGAGGAGGAACGUAAGAUAAUCGAGGAUACUGUAGUUCCAUUCAUUGUUUCUUCAAAUUCUGCAGAACUCCUAUCCUCUUCUUCCUCUACCACUGAAGGAAAUAAAACAGCGAACACAAGUGAUUCAAAUGGCUCUCCAGAGGAAGGCAAACCAAAAGAAGUUACAAGGCAGAAAAAGCUGCUUUGGGAACAGGACAGUAUGCCAUCUCUGAAAAACAAGGAAAAUGAACGCUGGCAAGAAAAGAGGAGCAGUGGAAAUAAGGUGCUCUCAGGACUCCCAGAGAUGGGUAUCUUGAAAGGAGGUGACCAGGAGCACCAGGUGCCAGUGAUGGAGCGCUGCUCGCCUGCCCAGUUGAAUCUGCCACUGGCUCAGGAUGUCCCAUGGAACCAGCAGCUGCUGACGAAGCAGUCCCUGCACCGCGCAGAAGACGCCCGGCAGAGACCACUUCAGGGGCAGAGUGCAGGGCAGCAGCCAACCUCCACAGGGGAAGGGAGGAGGGCAGGCUGUCAUGAGAACUUUCGAUCCGGGCCUUCGUCUCCAUGCUCACCUGCUGCACCAAGUCAGUCACCCAACAGGUACAAAAGGUCUGUCAGUGGAAAGAAGCUUUGUUCCACCUGUGGGCUUCCUCUUGGCAAGGGAGCUGCCAUGAUUAUUGAAACGCUUGGUCUUUAUUUCCAUAUUCAGUGUUUCAGGUGUGGCAUUUGCAAGGGACAGCUGGGAGAUGCAGCAAGUGGGACAGAUGUCAGGAUUAGAAAUGGUCUUCUGAACUGCAAUGAUUGUUACAUUCGAUCCAGAACUGCUGGACAGCCAACUACAUUGUGACAUGACUUUCAGUGCUAGUAACUUUCAAGGAGGAACUCUCUUCUCACAUGUAUCGGCUGCCUCCAGACAAUCAUUUGUAAGAGCUUGAAUUCAUGGACAUAGUGGCUCUCAUCUCAUUUUGAAAAGCUCAUACAAGUGCUGCACCUGCUCCUUUAAAAUGCAAUAUGUUGGUUUUCCCUUUCUUAAGAAAUUUGCAGAGUAUGUAUGACCAUAUUUGUUAAGGCAAAGCCUAAGUACUAUAACAACAAAAACAAAUCCCACCUUUUCAGGUAUGUUUAUGAUUUUCAGUCUGUUACUUUGUUCUCCUGAAAGUAAUAAGAAAAUAAACAUGCAAUAAAGCUGUUUUGUGUUAACAUUUCUAGGAAUUAAAAUUUUGAGUUUACAGAGCCUUUAUAGAAUAUGCCAAGUUGAGAUGAGAAGUAAUUUUAAGAUAGCCUCUAAUCAUUGCAUUUGAAAAACUAAGCAUCACAGCACAUGACUGCUCUGUUAUAACUGAAGCUAUAACUUUUUUUAUACAGAGACUAGUUUGAUAAUACAUCCUGUAAUUCUGAGACGUUUUGUGUUUAUAUUACCUUCGGCGGAGGGUAGGAGUUAUACAAAUAAAUUAUUGCACCUUUAGCAAUAGGAUUUUUUGUUUGUGUACCUCAAGUAAUGUUCAUGACUAUAGCUUGAUAUUCUCUCAAAUAAAGAGUUCUUCAUUAAACCUAAAGACUGUAUACCGUUAACGACUGCAUGGUUCCCAUCAGGAGCAGUCCUCCUCAGCAGGUUCAGAAGCCAGUGUUGUUACGAGGUUUAAGGAUGGGGUGAUUCAGGGAGAGGCUGCGGCGUGGGUGGACGCAAUGCCUUGUGAGUCUGUGAGCUGCAGAGCGAUGGUUACAGUGAAGCUUUCCCGGUUGUGCAGCAUCCCGCUGAGGGGCUGAGUUGUUCUGAGGUCUGCUGUUCCACUUGCAAACACUGUGCAUGGUUGAAAUCUCAUGGGGAGAAAUGUGUUUGGCCCUCUCCAGAGUUCUCCCAUUAGUUCAGCACUGAAUUACACAGCUGUGAAGCUCUGUUUUCCAUCCUCCCAGACAAAAUGAGCAAAACCGACAAGCAUGGAACACGGGCACGGAUGCUGAUAGCGACAGGCAGUGGCUUGCUCCAGUGUUUAUGCUUUUCGGUGAAGUGUGUGCUCCUUGUGAAGAGUUCCUGCAGCUUGUGGAAACAGCAGCUAGAGCUGUGUGAGCUUGUCAGAACACACAGAUGAGUUUAGGUGAUGUGGUACAGCUGUAAAAUACAAAGGAAAUGGUUAUUUGCAGUAUCCCAUUUUAGCUGUUUGCAAUGCAACUUAAAUGGAGGGAAAAACAUCAACUUAUUUUGCCUUAGAACCGUGAUUAAGUUAUAGAGAUUUAUGUAUGUGCUCAUCCAUUUUCUUUUGAUUUGCUGGGAAACGGAAAUCAAGUUGUUAUUAGGACAGCAAUAAUUUGGGGUUGUAACAUAGCUGACAACGAUUUGUUUAAACAAAGGCAACUGCUUGCAUGUGAGCUGCACACCGAUUGAGAACUGCACGUCACUGCCAACACAUGGGCAGUGCUGUCAUCUGGGGACAUCGUGGCGAUGGACUGGGAAGUGUCACCUCCUUAAAUUGUGCCUUAGAAAACACAAAGCUGUUGCACACCGUCAGCGAUGACUUACGGAUGCAAUAUAUCCAAAACCCUGAAGUCCUUCAUGGGCUUCACAUGGGGAAUAAUUUUUAAAAAACUGAAAAUCAGAAAAAUGCUUUGGGAGUACUAGAGUGAAGCCCAAUAUUUUGAUUAACAUGAUUUGUGGCAUGAUUUACUGUAAGCAGGUUUUGGUAACCAGCAUGGUUACCCUUUGCAUGUGGUCAAUGUAAUGAUUUCCUGCAGAUAAUGCAUAACAUGAAAAAGCAAAAAGCAGAUUUUAUACACUGCUUUGUUCAUCUGCGCAGUUCCAUGUGCUGCAUUAAGGGUAUGUGAACAUACACAGUGCCUGGGCCUAAGUUUUGAAGAAGACCUUUAGUGCAUGCGUGUGUGUCUGUUUGGUCCCAGACACAGCUUCCCCCUGUGCUGUAGUGUAGGUGUGCAGGAGAGCUGGCGUCACAGAUGGGGUGUGCUUAUCCUGAACCUUGUGAGGAGAGCCCCAGAUGUCUGGAGCAUGCAUGGGACUGAAAUGCAUGAGCAGGGAUUGGGCACAGCAUCUCUGGGCUGCUCAGCUUAUCCCAUGUCUGUCCACAGUGUCAGAUGUGCAUGCUGUAGUGAAUAUGAUUGUAUGUAAAGCAAAAAGAAGCAGCAGAGUCCUCAGGCUUCAGAUUUCCCCUUAGUGAGCAUCUGUUCACCAGCACAGAAUAGUUUUCAACAGUUUUCUAAAUCAUACAUACCAACAGCUUACAUUUGAUUUGUAUUUCCUUUGGAGUCUUGCACGGCAAAUUCAUUCAGGCUAAUUUCUUUUGUUUUAUUUCCAUUCUUUCCUGUUUCAACCCAUGACUAUGAUACAUUUCUUAUCAGGAACUUUAAGCACAGAAAGAAAAUAACGCUUCACGACAUUUGAAUUACAAUGUAAAUGCAUUCAUUGCAAAAAGGAUUUAUUAUUGCUAAGCACGUACAAUGUAUGUAAUGGGUUCUAAAUGUUUCAAAACUUAUUUAGCCUCUCAUUACUCCAGAAAACCUGACUAGGUGUCAUAGCCCAUCUGUGUCCCACUGUCCCUCUCCCUGUGGUGUGUUUUCUUUGCUGUGUAGUGUUACUGACACCGCACAUCUGUAGUUUCCAAUCAGUGUCCCAAAGGUCAGUGCACCGGAGGGGACCAUCCCUAUGUGCGUGUCCAGUCAGGGCAGGGAUUGCUGUCCUUGCUGUGCUGAUAUUGAAUACCAUUUACACUAAUCUUUCCUUCUUUUUAUUUAUUCUAAAAUGCCUCUGGAAAUUGGGAAAACUUGUCUAAAAUGCAACAGCUUUUAUA
Messenger RNA from Centrocercus urophasianus (Greater sage-grouse), 8188 nucleotides. RefSeq names its product LIM and calponin homology domains 1 (gene LIMCH1). The record is from RefSeq and is a predicted model, not a curated record. The transcript is spliced from 35 exons. NCBI's taxonomy places the organism in Eukaryota, Metazoa, Chordata, Aves, Galliformes, Phasianidae. The coding region runs from base 445 to 5238 and encodes 1597 amino acids. Gene Ontology annotation, cellular component: stress fiber. Gene Ontology annotation, molecular function: myosin II head/neck binding. Gene Ontology annotation, biological process: regulation of focal adhesion assembly; positive regulation of stress fiber assembly.